Knipowitschia caucasica is the source of this 1299-nucleotide messenger RNA. The record is from the annotation of a GenBank genome assembly. NCBI's taxonomy places the organism in Eukaryota, Metazoa, Chordata, Actinopteri, Gobiiformes, Gobiidae.
AUGGAGCCGAGCAACUUCAGAGUUGUGGAAGCAAAGGAGCACGACGCCAGGUCCUCGUCAAACCUGUCUCCAUCAGACUUUCUAGACUCGCUCAUGGGCCGUACAUCCGGCUACGACGCACGAAUCAGACCCAAUUUUAAAGGUCCACCAGUUAAUGUCACCUGCAACAUAUUUAUCAACAGCUUUGGUUCUAUAGCAGAAACAACUAUGGAUUACCGGGUCAACAUCUUUCUGCGGCAAAAGUGGAACGACCCUCGGCUGGCGUACAGCAAAUAUCCAGACUCUUCUUUAGACUUAGACCCCUCCAUGUUGGACUCCAUAUGGAAACCUGAUCUCUUCUUCGCCAACGAGAAGGGGGCCAACUUCCAUGACGUCACCACGGACAACAAGCUGCUCCGGAUCUUUAAGGAUGGCACGGUCCUCUACAGCAUCAGACUGACACUGAUCCUGUCCUGCCCCAUGGAUCUCAAGAACUUUCCCAUGGAUGUCCAAACGUGCACCAUGCAGCUUGAGAGUUUUGGCUACACAAUGAAUGACUUGGUCUUCGAGUGGCUUGAGAAUGGAGCUGUCCAGGUCUCUGAUGGCCUCACUUUGCCUCAGUUCAUCAUGAGAGAGGAGAAGGAGCUCGGAUACUGCACAAAGCAUUACAACACCGGCAAAUUCACCUGUAUAGAAGUGAACUUCCACCUGGAAAGACAGAUGGGCUACUACCUGAUCCAGAUGUACAUCCCGUCGCUGCUGAUAGUCAUCCUCUCCUGGGUGUCUUUCUGGAUCAACAUGGACGCGGCUCCGGCCAGAGUAGCACUGGGCAUCACCACUGUGUUGACAAUGACCACACAAAGCUCCGGCUCCAGGGCUUCUCUUCCAAAGGUCUCCUAUGUAAAAGCCAUUGACAUCUGGAUGGCGGUCUGUCUGCUCUUCGUUUUUGCGGCGCUGCUUGAAUACGCCGGGGUUAAUUUUGUCUCCCGGCAACAGAAAGAGUUUCUUCGUUUGAGGAGAAGACAACGAAGGAGUCAGAAGGAUGACGACAUGCAUGAGGGCCGCUUUAACUUGGCCAGCUACAACACGAGCGUGCCAACCAAAGACAGCUCGGCUCUGAAGAACGCCGCUCCAGCUCCGAACCCCGCUCUGCCGCCCACUCCCAAAGACACAGACGCCAUGAAGAAGAAGUUUGUGGACCGCGCCAAAAGGAUAGACACCAUCUCCAGGGCGGCCUUUCCCCUGGCCUUCCUCAUCUUCAACGUCUUCUACUGGGUCACGUACAAAAUCAUCAGACAUGAAUCAGAAAUAGACUCAUGA